UAUCCGGGAAUCAGAUAAAAACAUAAAAGAAAAAAGGGAAAGUAUAUAAUGGUGACUGAAAGCUGGGCUAAAGAGAAUCGCCUACCCCGUGCGGUCGAUCAGGCAAUCGAUCGAGCGGACGAAUGCGUUUUCAAACACCCGGCUAAUUGGACUUUUGCCUCAGAGUUGAGAGGACAGUGUUUUCGGCGGCAUUUUCUGGCUACGUUGGCAGAGUUUUUGUUAACACGUUUUUCGUGGUCAAGGCUGUUGGAAUUUUGAUUUUUCUUCGGCUGGGCUAGAAUUGCUGCGGAGAAAUUCCUGGGUGGUUAAUUCGGAAUAGCGAAAAGGGGAAGAUCUAACAAUGGCGACGGACAAGCACGGAAAUGUUACAAAUUUUUCUGCCGAACAUUUUCAAAAGCUGCUUCUUCAGCAACAAUCCCAGAUGGAAGCACAAAUGAAACUGAUUGAAAGUUUAACGCAGUGCUUAAACGUACAAUCAAACGGAGCAGCUACACGGGACACGCAGGCUGUUUCACUUGAUCUUCUUACGAAUUCAAUCACUGAAUUUCAUUAUGAUGCUGAUUCCGAAUCCACUUUCGAGGCGUGGUUCAAACGUUGGGAGGAUAUGUUCCAGACGGAUUUCAGCCGUCAAGAUGAUUCAUGGAAAGUGCGCCUUUUGCUCCGCAAGCUGGGAACUAAUGAACAUACAAGAUUCCUUGACCACAUAUUGCCCAAAGAGCCGAAGGACAUCACUUUCAACGAAGCAGUGGCAACACUCAAAGAAAUUUUUGGUGAGUCAACAUCAUUGUUUAGCAUUCGCUAUCAAUGUCUAAAAAUUGUAAAGCGUGAUACAGACGAUUAUGGGGCACUAGCAGACAUGGUUAACCGCGAAUGUGAACGUUUCAAAUUACGCUGUUUGACGGAUGACCAGUUUAAGUGUCUUAUAUUUGUCAGUGCUUUACAGUCUCCACGCGACGCGGAAAUCCGCACUCGGCUCCUUGCUAAUUUGGAUCAAGAUCCAGAUUUGACAUUGAAGUCUCUUGUAGGCGAAUGCAAACGGUUAAUUACCUUGAAACACGACACGGCUAUGAUUGAGCAGAGUCGCCCCACCAUUGCCGAUACUGUUCAUGCUGUGCAAAAAGCAAGAAAAUCUGGCUCGAAUAAGUCGUUCAACAGAAAGCCGAACAAGCCGCCUACACCUUGUUGGUCAUGUGGUGAAUGGCAUUUCGCACGAUACUGUCCAUUCAAGCGUCAUAUUUGUGAUAAGUGCCAUAAACGCGGCCACAAGGAAGACUUUUGCCAUCAGUCCCGGCCAAGAAAUGUGAAGCAGUCCUACCGAAGGAAGAAUUUCAGAAAACCUGACGCAGAAUCACUAUCGGUGAUUGCUACGUUUCACAGCCAUUCUAGAACACGCCGCCGAUUUAUCACUGUGCUUAUCAACGGAAUCCCAACCCGGCUGCAGUUCGAUACGGCAUCAGAUAUAACGAUCAUUUCCAAGAACACUUGGAAGCACAUAAAGAAGCCGAAAAUGAUUGAUUCCAACAAAAUCGCUCACAAUGCAUCCGGUGGAGUGCUGAAGUUGGUCGGAGAAAUAAAUUGCAAAAUUGCAUUCAACGGAGUGGAAAAGGCCGGAACCUGCUACUUGUCUGAUCGACCAAACUUGAACCUCCUUGGACUUGACUGGAUGGAAAAAUUACAACUGUUUGAUGCUCCAAUGAGUCAGAUUUGCAAUACAGUACAAACCGACCCAGUACAUUCAUCAUUGUCGAUAGAAGAGAUGACCAGAAAGCUAAAGCAGCAGUUUGUCACCUUGUUUGAAGAUGGUCUCGGCCACUGCACUAAGUUCAAAGCAAAGUUGUGUCUUCGUGAAGGAACCAAGCCAGUCUUUAGAGCAAAAAGACCGGUACCGUAUGCAGCCAUGACAGCAGUUGAUCAGGAGCUCGACCGACUGGAACGAGCCGGUGUCAUCACACCAGUGAACUACUCUUCAUGGGCUACGCCGAUUGUUGCUGUGAAAAAGCCGAACGGUAAAGUGCGAGUCUGCGCCGAUUUUUCGACCGGCUUGAAUGCCGCAUUGGACGACCAUCAAUACCCCCUUCCGAUACCAGAAGAUAUCUUUGCCAAGCUAAAUGGUGGGAAGUGUUUCGCCAAGCUCGACUUGUCCGAUGCCUACCUCCAGGUUGAGGUUGAUGAAAGCUCAAGAGAAUUGCUGACCAUCAACACUCAUCGUGGCUUGUACCAAUACAACCGCCUCCCUUUUGGCGUGAAAACAGCACCAGCCAUCUUCCAGCAGCUGAUGGACACCAUGCUCGCGGGAGUUUCUGGAGCCGCGGCGUACCUGGAUGAUAUCAUUUUAAUGGGUCGGACGGCAGAAGAACUAUUUCAGCGGCUCGCUGAAGUGCUUGUACGUAUCCAGUCAUAUGGUUUCCGUAUCCGCGAAGAUAAGUGUACCUUUUUUACACCAACCAUCAAGUUUCUCGGUUUCAUCUUCUCAAAAGACGGUCGUCGCCCUGAUCCAGAAAAUAUCCGAGCUAUUCAAAAGAUGCCCCCACCUGUGGACUUGCAGUCGCUGCGUUCAUUCUGUGGCCUAAUCAGUCAUUACAGCGCUUUUCUGCCCGAACUACAUCGCCUGCGUGCCCCAUUGAAUAAGUUGUUGAGCAAGGGCCAAACCUGGAAUUGGACGCCAGAAUGCCAGACUGUGUUUGAGCGGGUCAAGUCAUUGUUGGCUUCAGACUUACUCCUAACUCAUUUUGAUCCUUCCCGGGAAAUUGUCCUUGCCACAGACGCAUCGAGUCUAGGAAUCGGUGCCGUAGUUUCCCAUACGUUCCCAGAUGGAUCUCAGAAGGCGAUCGCACAUGCCGCCAGGACGCUAACGAAAGCUGAAAGAAACUACAGUCAGAUCGAGAAGGAGGCAUUGGCCAUAGUGUUUGCUGUGAAGAAAUUUCACAAAAUGCUGUAUGGUCGCCGCUUCAAACUCUUGACGGAUCACAAGCCGCUGCUGGCCAUUUUCGGCUCGAAGAAGGGAAUUCCUGCCUAUACAGCCAAUCGACUCCAACGAUGGGCACUUACAUUGCUGGGCUAUGAUUUUGAAAUCCGUUAUCAGUCAACGAAUUCGCUGGGCCAAGCAGAUGCGUUGUCACGCCUCAUUGAUUCCCAGCAACAAGAACACGAGGACACCAUCAUUGCCUCAGUUGAAAUCGAACCUGAUGUCAAAUUCCUGGUGAACGAGGCACUACAUGGUAUGCCAGUUACGGCCGAUGCUGUGCGGGCCGAAACGCUUCGAGACCCAAUCCUGAAGAAGGUGACACACUUCCACAGAACCAGCUGGCCACGUUCGUGUUCAUCUGCCGAAAUGCAGCAGUUCUAUCAGCGAAGACAUUCGCUUUCCAUUGUGGACGAUUGCAUCAUGUUCUCAGACAGAGUAGUCAUCCCGCAGGCGUUGCAACAAAGAGUGCUGCGACAGUUCCAUGCAGGACAUCCAGGGCUCAACCGAAUGAAAGCGCUUGCCAGAAGUUAUGUAUAUUGGCCGUUUAUGGACAGGCAGCUAGAGCAGCUAGCUAAAAGUUGUGGCAACUGCGCUACCGCCUCAAGGGCACCGCCAAAGACUGAACUCCGCUCAUGGCCUAAACCAACUAAACCUUGGAGUCGUGUUCAUGUAGACUUUGCAGGCCCAAUCAAUGGCCAGAACUUUCUCAUAGUGGUCGACGCUUAUAGCAAGUGGCCCGAAGUGUUCCUCAUGAGAAGCACGAAAACCAGCGCAACCGUCUCUAGGUUGCGACAAAUCUUCAGCAGGUUCGGCUGCCCUGAAACAUUGGUGACGGACAAUGGAGCACAGUUUACUUCGGCCACAUUCAUGGAAUUCUGCCAACGCUGCGCCAUCAAACACUUGCGGUCUCCACCAUUCCACCCACAAUCGAAUGGCCAAGCAGAGAGGUUUGUGGAUACAUUCAAACGCGCUCUCCUCAAAUCAAGGAGGGAGGGAGACCUAGAGGAGGUGAUCGACCGCUUCCUAUUUCUGUACCGAUCUACACAAAAUCCACAAACGCCGGGUGGAAUAUCACCAGCAGAGGCAAUGAUGAAGAGAAAACUUCGCAUGCCAUAUGAUGCAGUUCGGCCAUCCUCAGAGUCCAUAGCUGGUGAAAGGAACCUAAAGAUGGAACGUGAUUUUAAUCGGCGGUUUGGUGCCAAGCAACGUUCGUUUACACCGGGUCAGCCAGUACUUGUGCGUGAUUAUCGGGGUGGACACGCAAAAUGGACGCCAGGAACGAUCCAGUGCAAGCGCGGAAGCGUCAUUUACGACGUGCUGGUUGGAACGCAGGUAUGGGUACGCCAUGCAAACCAACUGCGAACAACAAUGUGCCAGCCACAAGCAAUAGAAUCCGCCAAGCUUCCAUUUGACCUGUUGACAGACAGCUUCAACUUGCCUACAGAGCCAGUAGAAGAACCCUGUCAUCAGACGAAUAAUACCAGACCGCAGAGUACGGAAUUCGAAUCCAGAACACUACAGCCAAGGCGAUGCACCGGUAGGCGAAGAAUCCCUUCCAGGAGGCUCCAGGUUAAUCCCCGGCUAGCUUCAUACACAACGGCAACAGCUUCAGGAGGGGAGGUAUCCGGGAAUCAGAUAAAAACAUAAAAGAAAAAAGGGAAAGUAUAUAAUGGUGACUGAAAGCUGGGCUAAAGAGAAUCGCCUACCCCGUGCGGUCGAUCAGGCAAUCGAUCGAGCGGACGAAUGCGUUUUCAAACACCCGGCUAAUUGGACUUUUGCCUCAGAGUUGAGAGGACAGUGUUUUCGGCGGCAUUUUCUGGCUACGUUGGCAGAGUUUUUGUUAACACGUUUUUCGUGGUCAAGGCUGUUGGAAUUUUGAUUUUUCUUCGGCUGGGCUAGAAUUGCUGCGGAGAAAUUCCUGGGUGGUUAAUUCGGAAUAGCGAAAAGGGGAAGAUCUAACAACCACAAUAA
This is a messenger RNA of Dicrocoelium dendriticum, 4936 nucleotides long. Lineage: Eukaryota; Metazoa; Platyhelminthes; Trematoda; Plagiorchiida; Dicrocoeliidae. The record is from the annotation of a GenBank genome assembly.